AUGAACAGAUGUGCAGGUGAGCCCCAGGAGGGCCAGGUGCGCCUGGCCGGGGGCCCGCACAGGUGCGCGGGGCGCGUCGAGGUGUUCCACGCGGGCAGGUGGGGCACGGUGUGCGACGACGCCUGGGACCUGGCGGACGCGCAGGUGAGCUGCCGCCAGGUGCGCUGCGGCCCCGCCCUGUGGGCGCCGGGCGCGGCGCAGUUCGGGCGCGGCUCAGGUGUGAUCUGGCUGGACGAGACGCGCUGCACGGGCAGCGAGGCGCACCUGGCCGAGUGCCCCGCCCGCGCCUGGGGCCGCAACGACUGCUACCACGGCGAGGACGCGGGCGCCGUGUGCGCAGACUCGCUGGAGCCGGAGCCGCCUCACCUGCGCCUGGCCGGGGGCGGGCACCGCUGCCAGGGGAGGGUGGAGCUGCUGCACCUGGGCAGGUGGGCCGGGGUCUGCGGGCACACCUGGGGCCAGCCCGAGGCUCAGGUGGUCUGCAGGUACCUGGGCUGCGGGAGCCCGGUGAGGGACACACCUUGGGGCACACCUGAGGAUGCACCUGGGGACACACCUGGGGACACACCUGGGCACACACCUGGGGACACACCUGGGCAGGUGUGGCUGGAGCAGGUGAGCUGCAAAGGCACCGAGAGCGACCUGAAGCAGUGCAGGGCGGGGCCCUGGCGGGAGCACACCUGUGCCGAGGGGGGCGUGGCCAACGUCACCUGUUCAGGCUCGGUGCUGGCCACGCCCCCCCAGGUGCGCCUGGCGGACGGCCCGCACAGGUGCGCCGGCCGCGUGGAGGUGUCGCACCUGGGCAGGUGGGGCACGGUGUGCGACGACUCCUGGGGCUUCGCGGCGGCCGCCGUGGUGUGCAGGUACCUGGGCUGCGGGCAGGUGAUCGCGGCCCCGCCCCGCGCGCGCUUCGGGCCCGGCGCCGGCCCCGUGUGGCUGGACGGGCUCACCUGCACAGGUGAGGAGGGAGCGCCCUCCGAGUGCCGCCACAAAGGGUGGGGAGUGCACGGCUGCGAGCACAGCGAGGACGCCGGCGUGGUGUGCGCAGGUUCGGGCCUGGCUGACCUGACUCACCUGCGCCUGACCGAGGGCCCGCACAGGUGCGCCGGGCGCGUCCAGGUGCUGCACGAGGGGCGCUGGGGCGGGGUCUGCGCCCUCACCUGGGCCACGCCCGCCGCCGACGUCACCUGCCGCUCCCUGGGCUGCGGCCCCGCCCUGCGCGCCGGCCAGGUGAGCGUGGGCAGGGAGGAGCUCACCUGGGUGGAGUCGCUCAGGUGUAACGGCAGCGAGGGGAACCUGCUGGAGUGCCAGGUGAGGCUGUGGGGCGCCCCCUACUGCCCGCACGCCACCGUCACCUGCGGCCGGCCAGGUGAGGCCCCAGGUGUGACCCUGGCACCCUCAGGUGAGUCCCAGGUGUGCCCAGGUGAGGCCCUGGCCCCUUCCAACGCGACUCUGGCGCCCUCAGGUGCGGCCUCGCCACGCCCAGGUGAGGCCCUGGCACCCUCAGGUGUGACCACAACGCCCCCAGGUGUGCCCCCAGGCCAGGCCCCGACGCACUCAGGUGUGACGCCGGCACCCUCAGGUGAGCCCCUGGUGUGCCCAGGCUCAACCCAGCCCCAGGAGGGCCAGGUGCGCCUGGCCGGGGGCCCGCACAGGUGCGCGGGGCGCGUCGAGGUGUUCCACGCGGGCAGGUGGGGCACGGUGUGCGACGACGCCUGGGACCUGGCGGACGCGCAGGUGAGCUGCCGCCAGGUGCGCUGCGGCCCCGCCCUGUGGGCGCCAGGUGCGGCGCGCUUCGGGGAGGGGGCGGGGCCCAUCUGGCUGGACGGGCUCAGGUGUGCAGGUACCGAGGCUCACCUGGCCGAGUGCCCCGCCCGGCCCUGGGGGGAGCACACCUGUAACCACGUGGAGGACGCCAGCGCCAUCUGUGCAGACUCGGGCCUGCCCGCCGCCCCCCAGGUGCGCCUCUCAGGUGCGCCCGACAGGUGCGCGGGGCGGGUGGAGGUGCUGCACGAGCACCUGUGGGGCACCGUGUGCGACGACGCCUGGGGGCUGCGGCAGGCGCAGGUGCUCUGCGCACACCUGGGCUGCGGCCGCGCCCUGGAGGCGCCAGGUGCGGCCAGGUACGGGCGGGGCGCGGGGCCCAUCUGGCUGGACGACGUCACCUGCGCCGGGGACGAGCCUCACCUGCUCAAGUGCGCCCACCGCGCCUGGGGGGAGCACAACUGCCACCACGGCGAGGACGCGGGCGUGGUCUGCGCAGGUAACUCCAGCUCAGGUGAGGUGCGGCUGGCGGCCGGGCCGCACCUGUGCGCAGGUAGGGUGGAGGUGCUGCACGAGGGGCGCUGGGGCACGGUGUGCGAGCGCGGCUGGGACCUGAGGGACGCACAGGUGGUGUGCCGCCAGCUGGGCUGCGGGCAGGCUCUGGAGGCUCCGGGCGGGGCGCGGUUCGGGCGGGGCUCGGGCCAGGUGUGGCUGAGCGACCUCACCUGCGCGGGCAGCGAGCGACACCUGGGGCAGUGCCCCGGGCCCACCUGGGGAAACAACACCUGCGGGCACGGCGAGGACGCGGGCGUGGUGUGCGCAGACGCUCUCCCCACGCCCUCACCUGCCCACCCCUCACCUGAGCCCUUCCAGGUGCGCCUGGCCGGGGGCCCGCACAGGUGCGCCGGCCGCGUGGAGGUGUCUCACCUGGGCAGGUGGGGCACGGUGUGCGACGACACCUGGGACCUGAGCGCCGCCCGCGUCACCUGCCGGCACCUGGGCUGCGGCCCCGCCCUGAGCGCACCUGGGCGGGCGCGGUUCGGGCCCGGCGCCGGCCCCGUGUGGCUGGACCAGGUGCGCUGCACAGGUGAGGAGCUCACCUUGGACAGGUGCGAGAGGCCGGGCUGGGGGCAGCACGACUGCGACCACGGAGAGGACGCGGGGGUGGUGUGCGCAGGUGCCGACCCCCCCCAGGUGCGGCUGCGGGGCGGCCCCGGGCCCUGCGCGGGGCAGGUGCAGGUGCUGCUGAACCACACCUGGCUGCAGGUGUGCGGCCUCACCUGGGGGCUGCCCGAGGCGCAGGUGCUGUGCCGGCAGCUGGGCUGCGGCCCCGCCCUCAGCGCACCUGUGGGGCCUCACCUGCCGGGGGAGCCGCACCUGGCCGGCCUCACCUGCGACGGCGCCGAGUCGCAGCUGCUGGAGUGCUUCGGGGAGGGGGCGGGGCCCGGGCCCUGCGCAGGUGGGGCCGCCCAGGUGCGCUGUGCCACGCCCAGAGGUGCUGCCCGCACCUGUGCGUACCUGGUGGCGCUGCUGGUGCUGAUGACGUCACUGGGCGGGGCCCUGCUCUGGCUCACCUUGCGGGCCAGGUGUGUCCCAGCUCACCUGGACGCCCCGAGGGCCCCCGGCGCCAUUUACCUGCCCAGGAGAGCCUCACCUGGCGACACCGAGGUGCUGCGGCUCAAGGACGACGCCCCCUGA
Messenger RNA from Catharus ustulatus (Swainson's thrush), 3462 nucleotides. Its product is annotated as deleted in malignant brain tumors 1 protein-like. Gene Ontology annotation, cellular component: membrane. The coding region runs from base 1 to 3462 and encodes 1153 amino acids. Lineage: Eukaryota; Metazoa; Chordata; Aves; Passeriformes; Turdidae. The record is from RefSeq and is a predicted model, not a curated record. The transcript is spliced from 18 exons.